Messenger RNA from Boleophthalmus pectinirostris (great blue-spotted mudskipper), 1267 nucleotides. It is a transcript of the gene mrpl38, whose product is annotated as mitochondrial ribosomal protein L38. The coding region runs from base 25 to 1182 and encodes 385 amino acids. NCBI's taxonomy places the organism in Eukaryota, Metazoa, Chordata, Actinopteri, Gobiiformes, Gobiidae. The record is from RefSeq and is a predicted model, not a curated record. Gene Ontology annotation, cellular component: mitochondrial large ribosomal subunit. The transcript is spliced from 9 exons.
ACUGCUCUAUAGGAAAAGAGCAAGAUGGCGGUGCGCAGGGUGUGCACGUCUGCCUGGAGGACCGGGACAGAAAUAGGGCUCAAUAAUGCAAGAACACUGACCACAACCGCCGGUCUGUGGGUGCGUCGUGCCCCUGCUCCUGGACCUCUACCAAACGAAGACAUCAAUGUGAAGAACCUGGAGUCUCUGGAGAAAUAUCGCUGUUACAAGCGCUACUUCAGACAGGCUCAGGAGGCCCACAACAAGCCAGUGUGGUGGCAAACGUACAGGAAGUAUGUGGACCGGUCCGAUCCAGACCAUGGUGCAGAGCAGGUGGACAUCGGCUUCCCGUUUAACCAGCCAAACAGAAUCAAACAGGUGAAAGAGAGGAAGCAACUGAUGAAGGCAAACAAGAAGAAUGUGGAGCUGGAGAGAGCGGCUCGACUGCGCACACUGAAGAUUCCGCUGGAGUGCGUGCAGCAGGUGUGGGAGCACACAAGCGGGCCCUUCCACAUCAGGAGACUGGCCGAACACUACGCUGUUUACAAAGACCUGUUCCCCAAUGCUUUCUUCUUACCCAUAAUCCCUCUCAGAGUGCUCUACGGGCAAGACAGCAGCGUGCAUUAUGGGAACAAGCUCACCCCUACAGAGGCAGAGUCAGCCCCUCAGGUCAGCUUUGAGGCAGAGGAAGGAACGCUGUGGACACUGCUGCUCACAUGUCCAGAUGAGCACUUACUGGACGGGGAGGCUGAAUAUGUGCACUGGAUGGUAGGGAACAUUCCAGCCGGAGCGGUGCAGUCCGGGGACGAGCUGUGUCACUACCUGCCCCCCUUCCCCCCCAGAGGCACGGGUUUUCACCGCUACAUUUACGUCCUCUUCAAACAGAACGGACCCAUCGACUUUAGGGAGGAUGCACGCCCGUCGCCAUGUCAUUCUCUGGAGGAGCGCACCUUUAAAACAGUGGAUUGGUACAGAAAGCACCAGGAUCACAUGACCCCUGCGGGCCUGGCCUUCUUCCAGAGCCAGUGGGAUGCAUCGGUCACACACACCUUCCACCACAUUCUCAACAUGAAGGAGCCUGUGUUCGAGUUCAUCCGCCCCCUAGUGUACCACCCGCCUCAGGUUAAGUUCCCCCACAGAAAGCCCUUGCGCUACCUGGACCGCUACAGGGACGGACAGCCACACACCUAUGGCAUCUACUGACCCUCUGAUGACCAUCUACGAACUGUUAUAAUCUACCACUGUAUCAGCCAUAUUUGUGUCGAAUAAACAUGAGACUUUUGCUACA